Malus domestica (apple) is the source of this 4603-nucleotide messenger RNA. RefSeq names its product probable phospholipid-transporting ATPase 8. The record is from RefSeq and is a predicted model, not a curated record. Gene Ontology annotation, cellular component: plasma membrane. Gene Ontology annotation, biological process: phospholipid translocation. Gene Ontology annotation, molecular function: ATPase-coupled intramembrane lipid carrier activity; ATP hydrolysis activity; magnesium ion binding. NCBI's taxonomy places the organism in Eukaryota, Viridiplantae, Streptophyta, Magnoliopsida, Rosales, Rosaceae.
UUCACUUAUUAUUUUUGUUAUCUCUCUCUCUCUCCACUCUCUUUCUCUCUCUGGAUUUUGAGCUGAAAACCAAACAAGCAGCCACAAGCAUGAGAUCUCCGCAGAGACUGCAAUGGAAGUAAGGAACUCUCUGAAACACAACUUCUAGGGUUUUCUGAAAUUCCACCCACCUAGUUUUCUAGCUGUAUACAAAGUUUGCCAUUUUUGCUCCAAUUUAUAUCAACCUUUUUCUUGUUUUAUAUUCAUUUUUAUUAUAUAUAUAAAGGUAAAAUUCAAUAUAUAUUUUAAUAAAAAGCAAUAAUAUUUGAAAUAAAUAAACUUUUAAAAAACAAAAAAUAACAGUAAAACAGUGAAAAAAGGCAAUUGCCACACGCAAGAGGCUAGCUUUAUGAAACAAAUAAUCAGUGGGAUAAAUAUGGAGCUUAAAGAUGCAAACUUUGUGCACCCACUUUGUUGCUCUGGGUAAGCAAGUUCCUAUGUGUUGCUCAAGUUUUGAUCUUUGAGCUCCUCCUCCAAUGGGGUUUUGUCGAUUUCGGGUAGAUUUGUGUUAAUUGUCUUGACGCUCCGUUGGCGUAGAAAUUGGUGCAAAAUUUCGCUUUCAUAGGUGAUAACGUCUGCUUAGUUUUGGGAAGUUGGUGCGACUUGUUUGGUUGUUUUGUUGGUGAUUUUCCCGGAAAGUGAAAGGGAAAUGUGGGUGGAAAUUUGAGUGAGGAGUGAGGAAGGAAAAAUAGUCACUCACCUGUGAAGUAAAGUAAGGUAAGACUGCGUACGAUAGACGACAUCUCCGAUCCUCGCAAAGCAGGAGCCUUGUUGGCUUGGGGUCACCUGAGAAAAUGCCGGAAGGGCGGAGGAGGAGGGGAGGGAUCCAGUUUAGCAAACUGUACUCGUUUUCGUGUUUCCGCUCUCCUCUCCCUGAAAGUCAUCCCCAAAUCGGUGAAAGAGGGUACUCGAGGGUGGUGCAUUGCAAUGAUCCGGAUCAUCUGGAGGCACUUGAGUUGAGAUACAGGGGAAAUUAUGUUUCGACUACCAAGUACACGGCGGCGAACUUCAUUCCGAAGUCUUUGUUUGAGCAGUUUAGGAGGGUUGCAAAUAUAUAUUUUCUUGUUGUAGCUUGUGUUUCGUUCAGUCCGUUGGCCCCCUUUAGAGCUGUUAGUGUAGCUGUGCCGUUGAUAGUGGUGAUCGGAGCUACUAUGGCUAAGGAAGCCGUUGAAGAUUGGCGGCGAAGAAAGCAGGAUAUUGAGGCAAACAGUCGAAAGGUUAGAGUUUAUGGUAGGAAUUGUACAUUCUACAAGACCAGAUGGAAGAAACUCCGGGUUGGUGAUGUUGUGAAGGUGCACAAGGAUGAGUACUUUCCUGCGGAUCUGCUUUUGCUUUCGUCAAGCUAUGAGGAUGGGAUUUGCUAUGUUGAUACCAUGAACCUUGAUGGAGAAACUAAUUUAAAAUUGAAGCAUGCAUUGGAGGUGACAUCCCAUCUUCAAGAUGAAGAUUCCUUGGAAAAAUUUAAAGCGGUGAUCAAGUGUGAGGACCCAAAUGAAAAUCUGUAUUCAUUUGUUGGGACAUUGGUCUAUGAUGGAAAGCCUUACUCACUUUCCUUACAACAGAUGCUCUUAAGAGAUUCUAAGCUGAAAAACACUGAAUAUGUCUAUGGUGUCGUCGUCUUUACUGGUCAUGACACAAAAGUGAUGCAGAAUGCAACAGAUCCUCCUUCAAAGAGAAGUAAAAUCGAGAGGAAAAUGGAUAAGAUAAUCUACGUUCUUUUCAGUUCUCUGGUCGUGAUAGCCUUUACUGGAUCUCUCUUUUUUGGAAUCAACACUAGAUGGGAUAUAAGUGGUGGAAAUAUAAGAAGGUGGUAUCUUCGUCCAGAUCAUUCAACCGUGUUUUAUGACCCCAAAAGACCAGCACUUGCGGCUUUUUUCCAUUUCUUGACAGCGCUUAUGUUGUAUGGAUAUUUAAUACCAAUAUCUUUAUAUGUAUCCAUUGAGAUUGUGAAGGUAUUACAGAGUAUUUUCAUUAACCAAGACCGGGAUAUGUAUUAUGAGGAAAUGGAUAGGGCGGCUCAUGCACGCACGUCUAACCUGAAUGAGGAACUUGGCCAGGUUGAUAUGAUACUUUCUGACAAAACAGGUACACUGACAUGUAAUUCCAUGGAGUUCAUUAAAUGUUCGAUAGCAGGCACUGCUUAUGGCCAUGGUGUGACAGAAGUGGAGAGGGCGCUGGCAAACAGAAAGGACGGAAUCGAUGGACUGCCUGAAACUGGUGAUAUAUUAGAUCAUGCUAGUUAUAAUGUUGACUCUGGAAAGUCAAUAAAGGGUUUCAACUUUAGAGACGUACGCAUCAUGAAUGGGCAGUGGGUCAAUGAACCUCAUUCGGAUAUCAUACAGAAAUUCCUUCGGGUUUUAGCAAUCUGUCAUACAGCCAUCCCAGUUGUGGAUAAAGCAUCAGGAGAAAUAACCUAUGAAGCUGAGUCACCAGAUGAAGCAGCUUUUGUCAUAGCUGCCAGGGAGCUUGGGUCUGAGUUUUUUGAAAGGACACAAACAAGCAUAUCAUUGCAUGAGUUGGAUUCUGAAAGUGGGAGAAAGGUUGAUAGGGAAUAUGAGCUUCUUCACGUCUUGGAGUUCAGCAGUUCUCGCAAAAGAAUGUCAGUAAUUGUAAGGAGUCCGGAAAAUAAAUUACUGCUCCUUUGCAAGGGUGCAGACAGUGCAAUUUUGGAAAGGCUUGCAAAAGAUGGGUGGCAGUUUGAGGAUCAGACCAAGGAGCACAUUCAUAGAUAUGCUGAAGCAGGUUUACGAACCUUGGUGAUUGCAUGCCGUGAGCUUGGUGUAGAAGAAUUUGAAAUAUGGGAAAAGGAGUUUGUGAAGGCCAAAGCUUCUGUCACCGAAAGUCGAGAUGUACUGGUGGACGGAGUUGCUGACAAGAUUGAAAGGGACUUAUUUCUACUUGGUGUGACAGCUGUUGAAGACAAACUGCAAACGGGGGUUCCUGAAUGUAUUAGGAAGCUUGCCCAAGCUGGGAUUAAGAUAUGGGUAUUGACGGGGGAUAAAAUGGAAACUGCAGUUAACAUUGGGUAUGCUUGCAGUCUACUUAGACAAGAUAUGAAACGGAUUGUCAUCAGUCUCGAUUCGCCUGACAUAAAUGCUUUGGAGAAACAAGGGGAUAAAGAGGCAGUUGAAAAGGCUUCUCUUGCAAGCAUAAGGAAGCAAAUUAGAGAAGGUAUUUCGCAAAUUAAUGAAGCUAAAGAAAGUUCGAACCAAGCUAAAUCGUUUGGCUUGAUAAUUGAUGGGAAGUCCUUGGAAUUUUGUCUCAAGAAGGAUGUCGAAAAAUCGUUCUUGGAGCUUGCAAUUACUUGUGCUUCUGUUAUAUGCUGCCGCUCUACGCCCAAACAGAAAGCUCUUGUUACGCGAUUGGUAAAACUCGGAACAGGUAAAAUAACACUGUCUGUUGGUGACGGUGCAAAUGACGUUGGCAUGCUUCAAGAAGCUGAUAUUGGAGUUGGCAUUAGUGGUGUUGAAGGGAUGCAGGCGGUGAUGGCAAGUGAUUUUGCAAUAGCUCAAUUUCGUUUUCUGGAGCGUCUCUUGCUUGUUCAUGGGCACUGGUGUUAUAGGCGCAUAUCAAUGAUGAUAUGCUACUUCUUCUACAAGAACCUUACAUUUGGGUUUACUCUGUUUUGGUUUGAGGCCCAUGCUUCUUUCUCUGGUCAACCUGCUUACAACGAUUGGUACAUGUCAUUCUACAAUGUCUUCUUCACAUCGCUUCCCGUAAUUGCUCUUGGCGUUUUUGAUCAGGAUGUUUCAGCACGGCUAUGCCUCAAGUAUCCCUCUUUAUAUCUAGAGGGAGUGGAGAAUAUCCUCUUCAGUUGGACCCGGAUACUUGGUUGGAUGCUUAACGGUGUUUUGAGCUCCAUAAUUAUCUUCUUCUUCACCACCAACUCCAUGAUUGGCCAAGCACUCCAAACAGACGGUAAAGUAGUAGACUAUGAAGUCCUCGGGGUCACAAUGUACUCGUGUGUAGUUUGGGUUGUCAAUUGCCAAAUGGCACUCUCCAUCAACUACUUCACUUGGAUCCAGCACUUCUUCAUCUGGGGCAGUAUCGCCUUCUGGUAUGUAUUCUUAGUGAUCUACGGCUCUGUCUCACCGAGUGUAUCCACAACCGCACACAAAGUUCUAGUUGAAGCCUGUGCUCCCAGUCCUCUGUAUUGGAUGGUCACCCUUCUCGUUACCAUGUGCACUUUGAUGCCAUAUUUCUCGUACAGGGCUUUCCAGACACGGUUCAAACCAAUGUGUCACGAUGUAAUACAACAGAAACGAUUAAAUGGCUCAGACAAGGAGACUUCCGGCGAAUUGCCUCUGAGAGUCAGUAGCAAACUGCAGCACCUGAAGCAUAGAUUGAGGGAAAGAGAGCUGUGAAGCGCGGUCCCGGUAUCGGACUUGUGUAUGUGUAAUCAGGGGAUGGUUUGGUUUUGUGAAUAUGUUGUAGAUUCAGGACUUUGUAGGUUUUAGCCGUGUAAAGCUGAUAUGUAUAUCAUCAAAUUAUCAAACAAAAAGGAAAAUCCCAGUGUGGCAAAAGCUUAAAGUGAGUGGAAUCAAAAUUAAGAGUUGAAUUUCAA